This is a messenger RNA of Centruroides sculpturatus (bark scorpion), 525 nucleotides long. RefSeq lists its product as uncharacterized. The coding region runs from base 1 to 525 and encodes 174 amino acids. NCBI's taxonomy places the organism in Eukaryota, Metazoa, Arthropoda, Arachnida, Scorpiones, Buthidae. The transcript has a single exon. The record is from RefSeq and is a predicted model, not a curated record.
AUGUCAAUGCGAAAUGUCAACGCAGCUUGGCUGAAGUGGUGGUCAAUUACAAGUGUGCUGUGGACCGACGCAUUAGGCCCGAAUCAAGUCAAACAUUUAUCGAACCGUCGUCCGGCCUGUCACACUGUACGGCGCCGGGUGCGCGCCAACUACGAAGGUCGUCGACCGCCGACUUGCUACUAUGGAGACCAGGAUGCUGCGUUGGAUGCCAGAGGCAUUACCGGACUCAACCGAGUACCCAACGUUGACAUCAGAGCCCAGUAUAGCGUUGCUGAAAUCAGCGAGAAAGCACGCGAAUGUCGCAUGCGCCUCUAUGGUCAUGCGUUCCGCGCUGGCGCCGAUUCCAUCAUCCACAUGGGCUUACAUUUGGAUGUACCUGGAUCUCGCCCAAGGCAGCGUUGGCUGGACACGCUACACCACGACCUGCGGGCCGUGGGCCUACAUCCAGACCAGGCCCAUGAUCGGGCCAAAUGGCGAUUCAGAAUAAAAUCCAGGUGUGCUGACUCCGCUGCCAAGCGGGACUAA